Messenger RNA from Panicum virgatum (switchgrass), 2202 nucleotides. RefSeq names its product anthocyanidin 5,3-O-glucosyltransferase-like. Gene Ontology annotation, molecular function: UDP-glycosyltransferase activity. Bases 325 to 1548 code for a protein of 407 amino acids. The transcript has a single exon. The record is from RefSeq and is a predicted model, not a curated record. Lineage: Eukaryota; Viridiplantae; Streptophyta; Magnoliopsida; Poales; Poaceae.
CUGAUUGGCGUCAGCUAGCCACUCUUCUCCACCACCACCAGUCCACCGCGACGGCGGUCAAGCCCAUCCACGUGAGAUCACGACACGUUUGGACACGACGCCGCCGGCAGCCGAGGCGGCGGCGGCCACACGCUGCCAGCAUACUAUAGCUAGCACAGCAGCGUCCACGACGGCGUCAGGACCAGGCUGAUCGCCACGGUGGUAGAGGACUAGCGGUAGGGCAGAGAAGCCCGGCAGCUCACAUGCGUUCGGGUUCGGGCGGUGCGCAGCUAGCUUAGCUACGACUUGCAAUCAAUCGCCGCCGUUGUCUCGCCGGCGUCGUCGAUGGCGAGGAAGACGGUGGUGCUGUUCCCAGGCGUCGGCGUCGGCCACCUCGCGCCGAUGCUCGAGCUCGCCAAGGCCUUCCUCCGCCACGGCGGGGGCGCGGUCUACGUCGCCGUCGCGGUCGCCGAGCUGCCCGUCAUGGCGACCGGCUUCGCCGCCACCGUCGCGCGCGCCGAGGACGCCAACGCCUCCGUCGCCUUCCACUUCCUGCCCCCGCCCCCGCCGGCACCCGGUGGCGGCUCCGGUGAGCCCGAGCCCGAGCAGGACGUCCUGGCACGGAUGCUCCGCUUCCUCCGCGCCACCAACGCGCCGCUCCGCGACCUGCUCCGCUCGCUGCUGCCGCCCGUCGGGGCGCUCGUGCUCGACAUGUUCUGCGGCGACGCGCUCGACGUCGCGGCGGAGCUCGGCGUGCCCGCCUACUUCUUCUUCCCCUCCGGCGCGGCCGGCCUCGCCGUCUUCCUCGCGCUCCCCGCGAGGCGGGCCAGCAUGAGCACGAGCUUCGCGGGGCUCGGCGCCUCCACCGUCCUGUCGUUCCCGGGCGCUCCCCCGUUCAAGGUCUCCGAGAUGGCCGAGGGGCUCUCCGACGACGGCGAGGUCUGCCGGGCCAUCCUCCGCGUCGCGUCCCGGAUCCCGGACGCCCGCGGCAUCCUCGUCAACUCCUUCGAGUCGCUGGAGCCGCGCGCGGUGCGCGCGCUCAGGGACGGGCUGUGCGUGCCGGGCCGCGCCACGCCGCCGGUCUACUGCGUCGGGCCGCUGGUCUCGCCCGGCGGCGGCGAUGGCGAGGAGCACGAGUGCCUCCGGUUGAUGGACGCGCAGCCGGACCGCAGCGUCGUGUUCCUGUGCUUCGGGAGCAUGGGCGCGUUCCCCAAGAGCCAGCUCGCCGAGAUCGCCGCAGGCCUGGAGAAAUCUGGGCAUCGGUUCCUCUGGGUCCUGUGGAGCUCUCCGCCUCCCAGCGCCGCCGGCGAACCAUUCGACGGCGACGACGACCUCGACGCGCUCCUGCCAGCCGGGUUCCUGGAGCGCACCAGGGACCGGGGGCUCGCCGUCGGGUCCUGGGCGCCGCAGGUGGACGUGCAGCGCCACCGCGCGGCCGGCGCGUUCGUGACGCACUGCGGGUGGAACUCGACGCUGGAGGGCGUCGCGGCGGGGCUGCCGCUGCUGUGCUGGCCGCUGUACGCGGAGCAGAAGAACAACAGCAAGCAACAUCUGAACCCACCAACCUAGUCGAAAUCACCCAACUGAACCUGUAAAAAAAAAAACUACACCGCCAAAAGUACGAAGGUGGCAAAGCAUAAUCCACCUGACCAACCAACAACGACGGCAAAGCAUCCGUCCGUAGAGAACUCCAACCAACAACGACGGCGGCAAAGCAUCCGCCAUCGCAGCCCAGCGGGAAAAUAUCCGCCAACGAAGAGAGAGGCGGCAAAGCAUCAACCAAUGACCAACGCGACUUGAACGAUGUAGAGAAAACUAAGCGAGGGUAGGUGCAGAAGUGGAUCCUCUUAGAGAAGAGAAUACGACCACCACCGGUAAAAGCUUCCAAGACAACGCCUUCAGGGAGCGAGCGACGCGAAAGGCGCCGUCGUCGUCCGACCAAAAUGGUCUAGGUUUUCACCUGGAGAGCUCAUUGAAGAGGAGGGCAUAGGAAGAAAGAGUGACGCCUUCAACAAAGUGCCGAGGGCAUCGCCGUCUUCGGCCCGCAAGCAGACCAAGGCUUUCGCCUUCACCCCAAACCCAACCCUUUGAUGACAGCAGACGCCAUUGCACCGGAGAACAACGACACCACAAACAGGGCAGCCAGCAGGGAAGGUCGGUGGCCGGCAACCACACCCCACGAGGGCGGCGCCCCCAGGCGGCGGUCACCCAGGAGCCCACGGC